This is a messenger RNA of Macrosiphum euphorbiae (potato aphid), 597 nucleotides long. NCBI's taxonomy places the organism in Eukaryota, Metazoa, Arthropoda, Insecta, Hemiptera, Aphididae. The record is from the annotation of a GenBank genome assembly.
AUGGAAUUCAACAGACCGGCGAGCCUUAAAUUGACCGGUAAUAUAAAUGACAACUUUAAGACAUUUAAGCAAGAAAUAGAAGUUUAUUUCAUGGCUACUGAAACAUAUAAAAAACCAAAAGAAGUUCAGGUGGCACGACUACUGAACCUUUUAGGACCAGAUGGUUUGAAAUUAUUUAACACAUUUAAAAUUGAAGAUAAAUCUAUUGAAACAAUUUUCAAAUGUUUGGAAGAAUAUUGUGUACCCAAAAAGAAUGUGGUAAUGGAGCAUUAUAGAAAGCAAAAUGAAAAUGAAUCAUUUGAAAAAUUCUAUGCUGACUUACGCGAACUUAUCAAGUCAUGUGAAUUUGGAGAAGCUGAAGAAACUCUAUUGUGCUCACAAAUAGUACUUGGUAUACAUGAUAAGGAUCUACAGACAAAAUUACUCAGAGAAGAUUUGCCAUUGCCCAAAAUCAUCAAGUAUUGUCAAGCGGUUGAGCAGGCCGAGAUGCAUCGACGUGUGGUUCAAAAAGAAAGUCCAGCUCACAUGUCAAAUAAUAUCCAACAUCAUGUUCAUAUAAAAGUUAAUAAGUCUGUUAUGUUAAUUAAUAAAAUAUGA